AUGGCACCGUCUUCGUCGACGGUCGCCGUAGCGAGCGUCAUCUUGGGCGCCACGUUAUCCAUGGUGAAUUUUUCCUACGACGCUGGCAUGAUCAACCAGCUACUUUUAAGUGUGAAGUUCUAUGAGUAUUUUCAGCUCGAUAGCACAUGGAUAGGUCUCAAUGUUGCCAUUGUCAAUGUCGGUAACUUGGUAAUCGGUUUGGUCGUGGGACCAUUGAUGGACCAUCUCGGUCGCAAAAAGGCCAUCUGGCUAAGCAACUUCCUGGCAAUCGUGGGUGCAGCCUUACAGGCAUCUGCGCAGAACAUUGGAAUGCUCCUCACCGGCCGUGCCAUUCUAGGCAUUUCGUUGGGCAUCUCCGGCGUAUGUGGACCAACCUUGGUGGCCGAAACCACGCCAGGCCGUACUCACGCUAUGAUGGCAAAUGCCUCGAUGCUUGGUCUACCACUGACAGGCGUGGUCGUAUCAGCUGCUGGAAUUGGGGUUUAUCGGUCAGACUGGGAUUGGGGUUGGCGAGGUGUUGUUCUCGGAGAGGCAAUUCCGCCCGUCCUCUCCAGCGUGUUCCUACUGAUGGCGCCUGAGUCGCCACGCUGGUUACUGUUUAAAAACCGCCCGGACGAAGCGAAGCAAGUUCUCGAGCGUUUACAUCCAUCGACCGAGCUAGACAGAGACGAAAAGAUUCGGGUCGAGUACCAGGAAAUUACCCAGACAAUUGAGUUCGAGCGCCAAAAUGAUGAGUCUCUAAGAGCACUGGUAGCGAAGCCAUCAGACAGGCGCCGUUUCCUAAUUGCUGUCCUCACCAACAUCUUCUACCAAACAUCCGGAGCAAACACUCUGCCCUACUUCUUUACUCUAGUGCUCACGUCGAUUGGAAUCACUGAUACGUAUACCCUCUUAUACCUUAACCUUGGACUGACUGCUUGGGGUGUAUGUUCCCUCGCCAGCGGCUUAUGGAUGACGCAGCGCUUCGGGAGUAAAACUAUUAUGCUUACAAACACGGGUUUGGUGUCGGUGUGUUUGGCUUUACUAGCUAUUUUCGAUGCUUUGGGAUCAGACCAGGGAAGAGGCAAUGGUGCGCUGGUGGCGACUUUCAUCUUCUGGUGGGCAUCGUGCAGCUGCUGGAUGAUCUUAGAAUUCACAUACCCUGUAGAGAUUCUCCGCUUCUCCCUGAGAGGAAAGGGGACGGCUCUGGCUCAACUGAUCGGAUAUGCGUUUCAGUUGACUCUAAACUACACGCUUACCUUGGCAUUGGAGAGGAUCGGGUGGAAGUUCUACGCGAUUAACGCUGCUUGGGAUGCGUUCAUCGUGAUAUGCAUUUGGUUUUUGUUCGUCGAGAUCAAAGGCCGGACGCUGGAGGAAAUGGACGCUAUUUUCGACGGAAUCGUCCACUUCAAUCUCCCAGAGGAUGUCAAGAUUAUUAAUGGCAUAGGGAAAGAACCUCCCACGCUCACUGCCGGUAGCAAGCUAAAGAACGAGGUGUGA
Messenger RNA from Truncatella angustata, 1479 nucleotides. RefSeq names its product general substrate transporter. NCBI's taxonomy places the organism in Eukaryota, Fungi, Ascomycota, Sordariomycetes, Amphisphaeriales, Sporocadaceae. The transcript has 5 exons. Gene Ontology annotation, biological process: carbohydrate transport; transmembrane transport. The record is from RefSeq and is a predicted model, not a curated record. Gene Ontology annotation, cellular component: membrane. Gene Ontology annotation, molecular function: carbohydrate:proton symporter activity. The coding region runs from base 1 to 1479 and encodes 492 amino acids.